UUUGAAAUGCCUCCUAAAAAAGCUUCCGCAGAGCCAGCUGCUGCAGUCCCAAAAGAUUCUGAGAAUGAAGCAACUGAAACAAAAACAGCUGCUUCUAAAAGCUCAAGCACUAAGGCUACUGGACGGAAAGUUUCUCCACACCCAUCCACAAUGGAGAUGGUGAAAGAAGCUCUGAAAGAGCUGGACUCCAGAAAGGGUGUUUCGGCUCAGGCUAUCCGGGGUUAUAUAAAGGAGAAAUACGCAACCGUGGAUGAGACGAGGGUGAAGUUUAUGGUGCGUCGAACCUUAAACAAAGGCAUCGAGACUGGUGUGUUUGUGAGACCUGCAAAUUCUGGGUCAACAACAACAGGUGCCCAAGGACGCUUCCGGAUUGCUGCCAAGACCAAAGUAAAGGAGGCAAAGGUGCAGACAAAGGAAAAUGCUGAUCCCAAUGUACAGAAAGCACCUAAACCUAAGAAAGCUAAGGCAAUUAAAGCCAAGGUUGAAGGAGCAAGCAAAGAAAAGUCCACAAAGAAAAAGGAGGCUGCAGACGAUGCCAAGCCUAAGACGCCUGAGAGAGAAGGCACUGCCUCAAAGGUGGCCCCUGCUAAGAAGCCAAAGGCGAAGAAUGCUGCAGGGGAGGGUGCAACUGAGCCCAAACAGAGCAAAGCUAAAAAAGCCUCUAAAGCAUCAAAAGGAGUUGAGGAACCAGCAGCUAAGAAAGCCGGAAAGAAAACUGCAAAGACAGAAGAGGGUGAAUCGGGAGAGAAAGGUGCUGCAGCCGUUACAAAAGCCCCAGGGAGACGAGGAAAGAAGUGAUGCAGGGACUUGAAUGGGUUUUUAUUCACCAUGUAGUUUUAUCUGUGCACUUGUUUACCAAAUAAAGAUUUUUUUUUUUUACCUUUUUUCAAGAAAAAUGUGUAACUGUAUUUCCUUUAAUCUGGUGGGAG
Messenger RNA from Onychostoma macrolepis, 929 nucleotides. Its product is annotated as protein B4. The transcript has 5 exons. Gene Ontology annotation, biological process: nucleosome assembly. Bases 7 to 798 code for a protein of 263 amino acids. Gene Ontology annotation, cellular component: nucleosome. Gene Ontology annotation, molecular function: DNA binding; structural constituent of chromatin. Lineage: Eukaryota; Metazoa; Chordata; Actinopteri; Cypriniformes; Cyprinidae. The record is from RefSeq and is a predicted model, not a curated record.